Messenger RNA from Capsicum annuum, 876 nucleotides. RefSeq names its product zinc finger BED domain-containing protein RICESLEEPER 2. NCBI's taxonomy places the organism in Eukaryota, Viridiplantae, Streptophyta, Magnoliopsida, Solanales, Solanaceae. The record is from RefSeq and is a predicted model, not a curated record. Gene Ontology annotation, molecular function: DNA binding; protein dimerization activity. Bases 1 to 705 code for a protein of 234 amino acids. The transcript is spliced from 2 exons.
AUGGCUAAGCAGAUGAAAAUGAAGUUUGAUAAAUAUUGGGGUGAUUUUAGUGAUAUGAAUAUGUUGUUUUUUGUUGCCUUUGUGUUGGAUCCUCGCUACAAAAUGAAGUAUGUUGAGUUUCUUUUUAAGAAAUAUUAUAAUCCGGUGGAGAGAUGUAAAAAGUGUGAGAAAGUACAAGACACUUUAACUAGCUUGUAUGCUCAUUACAAGAGUUCUAUUUCUGGAAUUUCUUGUGAAAAUAUUGGAGAUCAAACUAGUGUGAUUAGUGAAAUUGAUGUAGUUGGUAGUUUUGAUGUGUGGCAAUCACAGUGGGAGAAAUAUCUUGAAAAAGAGACUAAUGUUGAUGAUAAAUCUGAUCUUGACAAGUAUAUGAAGGAUGAUAUGGAAAAAAUUAAGGAUUUUAACAUUUUGAAUUGGUGGAAAGCUUCAUCAAAAAGAUAUACAAUUGUCUCUCGAAUUGCAAGAGAUGUGCUUGUUAUUCCUACGUCUACUGUUGCUUCAGAAUCAUUUUUUAGCACCGGUGGUCGAGUUCUUGAUUGUUAUCGAAGUUCUUUGUCAGCAAAGACUGCUGAAGCUCUUAUUUGUGGUCAACAAUGGUUACGUUCAACAUCAAAAGAGUGCAAGAUUGAAGAUCUUUUAGAAGAAAUUCAAAAUCUUGAAACAAUUGAAAAAGAAUAUCUGGACUCUACUUGGAGCAUUGAUUAGUUUGGAGCUCAAGAUAAAGAUUAUGGUGAAAGUUGGCGGGUCUUUUUUUUUUUGUGAAAUUAGUUGUUGUUUUUUGCUUAAAAAUGACUACAAUUUGGGUGCUAUUUUUGUUGGACUUUUGGUUAAUGUUUUUACUGAAGUUUGUCUUAUUAACUGAUGUUUUGGAUUCUG